Ixodes scapularis (black-legged tick) is the source of this 1050-nucleotide messenger RNA. RefSeq names its product cuticle protein 16.5-like. The record is from RefSeq and is a predicted model, not a curated record. Bases 104 to 1036 code for a protein of 310 amino acids. Lineage: Eukaryota; Metazoa; Arthropoda; Arachnida; Ixodida; Ixodidae. The transcript has 3 exons.
AGAAUAAUUUGUUUUAAUCUUGAAUGGUUCGUAAGAGUAUAUAAGCGCUUGUGGUCUUUCCAGCUGAGCACUGGAACACAUCUACAGACUCUUCAUUUGGAACAUGGCUGGACUCCGUGCCUGCAUCCUCCUGGCUCUUGCUACCAGUGCCUUCGCCGGCUAUCUCCACGGUGGCCUAACCCACGGCGCUGGGUACGGUUACGGUGUCGGCUACGGUGCCGGCCUUGGCUAUGCUUCCGGCCUUGGCUACGGCCAUGCGAUUGGCCUUGGACAUGGCUUUGGCUAUUCUGGUCUGACCGGCUACAGUAUCGCUGCCCCAGCCAGCUACGCCGUUGCAGCUCCAGCCGUGAGCCGCACGGUGUCCACUUACCACGCUGCCCCAGCUGUGGCCACCUACGCCGCCGCUCCAGUUGCCACCUAUGCCGCUGCUCCAGCCGUCACUAGGGUUUCUACCGUUCAUGCCGCCCCAGCUGUCGCCACAUACGCCGCCGCUCCAGUUGCCACCUACGCCGCUGCUCCAGCUGUGACUAGGGUUGCCACCAUUCAGGCUGCCCCAGCUGUAGCCACCUAUGCCGCUGCUCCAGUCGCCACCUACGUCGCUGCUCCAGCUGUGACUAGGGUUGCCACCAUUCAGGCUGCCCCAGCUGUAGCCACCUAUGCCGCUGCUCCAGCUGUGACCAGGGUGUCCACCAUCCACGCCGCUCCAGCUGUGGCUAGCUACCAGACCUACCACGCUCCAGCUGUCGCCACUGUGGCUCAUGCUCCAGCUGUGGCCAGCUACCAGACCUACCACGCUGCCCCAGCCGUGGCUACCUACGCCCACGCUGCUCCCGUGUACGGCUAUGGAGUCGGCACCCUCGGAUACGGCGUCGGACACUACGGCUACGGACACGGUCUUGGCAGCUACGGCCUGAACUACGGUUACGGUCUGGGCACCUACGGUGACUAUACCACCCUUCUCCGCAAGAAGAAGUGUAAAAACAGGAGACAUUUGAAGACAGCUCAUUUCACUGCCAUCCCUACGGAUUUUGAAUAAAGAGCUCCCCGAGG